Diabrotica balteata is the source of this 1609-nucleotide messenger RNA. NCBI's taxonomy places the organism in Eukaryota, Metazoa, Arthropoda, Insecta, Coleoptera, Chrysomelidae. The record is from the annotation of a GenBank genome assembly.
AGCUGCUUUGCCUCCUACCGAAAAUGCGAACUUAAUUCAAAAUUAAAAUAGGGGUGUUUCCUACUUGUAUUAAGUGUUCCAAUGUAAUUAUGAAAUUAAUAGCAAAUAGGUCGCAAAAUAAUUCUAUAGCCCCAUUUCUAACAUCACAUUCAGUUUUCGUCUUAGUUUUUAGGACUAAAUUUAAGGUUAUGUAGCUGCUAAGAAAAUAAAUGUAUAUCUUUCGUUUUAACCUUAAGAGAAUAUCCGUAUGGAUACUAAUAUUAUGCCAAUUGUUCCUAAUAAUAAUUUACUUAUAUUCACAAUUGAAACCUAAUUCGAAAACCCCCGAAAAUGGCGUAAGAUUUCUAAAAAGUGAGGAGGAUUUAGGAGACACUCAAAUGACAUAUCAUGUACUGAAAAGCAAUAUCAUAUUAAAAACCGUUAAUACCAGACAGAGCUAUAUUGAUUUUAACUCUAGUUUAUGUUUUAAAAAUGGUACAGACUUAGAAUCUAUGAAAAUAUCCCAAGGGGUAAAUUGGAAAUGCACUUGUCUUCCUGGUUGGCAUGGAAAUGAUUGUGGUAUACCUGAGGUAAUGUGGAGAGCCGUUAUAGCAAGUAAAAAGCCUUACAAAAUUAAAGGACCUAGAACAUUUGAAAGGAGAUUGAUAUAUCUGUUCAAAGUCAAUAAAUUUUCGGAAUAUUUGGCAGAUAUGAGAAUUAAUGAUUUAGGCACAGUAGUAGACCUUUUUAUUCUAUAUGAAGACGAAGACUCAAAUUUUCUUCAAAACAAAUUAGACAGUAAUUUUUGUAAGGAAUACCAAAACAAAAUCCUCUACAUCCAAGAUGAUGGUGAGAAUUUAUGGAAAAAGGUUAAAAACUAUUUAAAGAACAUAAGAAAUGAUGACAUAAUUCUUUCUAGUGAUAUAAACGAACUGCCUAACAAAGAUGCCCUAGUUUUCUUAAAAUUCCACGAUCAUUGGCCACAGCCUAUAAAAUUUAGAUAUAGAUGGUCUGUUUUUGGAUUUUUCUGGAAACAUCCUGGUAAAACCAUCACAGGAGGAGGUGCAUCAACUGUCUCUUUUCUCAAGGAAUCCUUUAAUAAUAAAGUUAAGCUACUUAUAGAUAACAAAACACUUUCUAGUCCAGCAUAUAAAGGUCUAACCUUGGGAGAUCUAAACCACUUUGGGGGAUGGUACUGUGAAUACUGCAAUGAUCCUGCCAAAAUUGUAGAGUUUUUAGCGACUAAGCCGAAAAAUGUGAUAAACUGGGAUAAAAUAGAUCACCAAAAAGUAGAUAAUAGUUAUAUAGAAGAUCUUAUUGAGAACGGAGUGUAUAUAGAUGGGAAAACCGAGCUUACGAGAGCACACAAGUACCAGGAUAAUUAUUUUGCACCAAAAUUUGUACUGGAACAUGACUGGAAGUAUGAUUUUCUACUUAUUAAUUUUUAUUCAAAGGCAGAUUAUUAUGAUAUUUAAUUAUUCUUUUCGUUUUCUGUUUGUAUAGGUUUGAGAGCAACUUGAUAAGCUUUUUAUGACUUUUAUUCACUUACAGUCACAUUACAUAAACCUAUUGGUGCUUUUCGAAUGCCUUGGCAUUUAUCAGUAUAGUAUGCCUAGCUUCUGAAGAUUGC